AUGCUGAUUUUGGAAGUCAAUCGGAGCACAUCAGUGAAAUGUGCCGAGAAAGCCAAAGAAGACCGAUUGAUGAGAUGUGACGGAUUUGGGAAUAUCAAAGGUACAAUUGUAUACCUAGCAGUUGGAAAAAUCGCUAUCCCCAAAAAGACGCAGGUUCCCCUAUGUGACGUUGAUUUCUUGUCCCGAAAUGACAGUUUUGAUCAGUUCUACUCUCCUCCAAUAUUCCUGGAAGAGCCAUCAGAGAUUCAAGAAGAUCAUGUCACGUUUUUCUUGGGAAUCUUCAUGCUGAUAUUGGUAGCACUCGGAUGCAUGUGUACGUUAAGUCGACUCGCUAAGCCAAGGUUUUCGGUAAGCUAUGGCAAUAUAGCCAGCUACGAUUUUAUGAUGUGGAUGCCGGCGAAAUCUAAUCGCAGGUCAUCAGUGCUCGUGUACCUGCGCAGGAUUUCCUGUAGGCGACCAUCAGUAACCAAUCGAGAUUCCAACAUCAGUGUUGUAUCAUCGAAUGUUGGGCUUCUACCGUCGUACCAGACAGCCACUUCUACUCCGACUUCGACUUCUGUGUUGUCAUCAUUUCCACCGCCGCCAUAUACGGAAACACAGAGGCUGACCGGCGAAACAGUCUAA
Messenger RNA from Haemonchus placei, 624 nucleotides. NCBI's taxonomy places the organism in Eukaryota, Metazoa, Nematoda, Chromadorea, Rhabditida, Trichostrongylidae. The record is from the annotation of a GenBank genome assembly.